ACUAUGAUAACAAGAUAUGUGUUAUCACGUGCUUAGAAUGAUAUAUAUAGUGAAUUAGUUUACAUAGUUUCGUAAUUUGUUUGCGUAUCUUAUUUGUAUUAAUACAGUUGAAUUCUUUUUUAAUAUUAAGUUACUUUCUUAUAAAAUUUUUUUUCCCAUAACUUAUCUAAGAGUUUAUUGUAGUUACUGAUAUAUUUUAAAAUGCAAAACUGGUUAGAAUUUCAAACUGUUAUAAUGGCUGCAGGGAAAGGAUCACGAAUACCAGAAAUGACAGUCACGAAACCCAAAUGUUUAUUACCAGUCGGUAAUAAACCAAUGAUCUACUAUCCCUUAAAACUACUUGAAAGUUCUGGAUUCAAAGAAACAAAAAUUAUUGUACCAGACAGUUAUUCCAGUGAUAUACAAGAAGAAGUAGAUCGACUUGGUUUAGAAAUGAGUAUUAAUUUUGUUCCGAUUCCAUCAGAUGAUGAUUGGGGAACGGCAGACUCUUUAAGACACAUAGCUGAUUAUAUCACAACCGAUAUAAUUGUUUUGAGCUGUGACUUCAUAACUGAUACUGAUUUACAUGAAGUACUGAACCUGUAUAGAAAACACAAUGCUUCAUUAGUGUCUUUAUACUUUUCACCAUUACAAAAUGAAAAACAUGAUUUUGUUAUACCCGGGCCCAAAUCAAAAAAUAAAAUAGAAAAAGAUAUAAUUGGGUAUGAUUCAAAAACAAAUAGAAUUCUAUUGAUGGCAUCAGCUUCAGAUUUUGAAGAAACUAUGCCAUUAAGUAAAGCAUUGUUAAAUAAAUGUUCUAACAUUAGACUUAGCUCCAAAUUAUUAGAUGCUCAUUUAUAUAUUAUGAAACGAUGGAUAAUAAAUUAUCUUGUUAGCGAUAAGAACAUGUCAACUUUAAAAGGUGAGCUGCUUCCAUUUGUUGUAAAAAAACAAUUAUCCAAGCAAAGCACUUAUAGAAAAAAUUCAAAUGAAAUAAACCAUGAUGAUAAUGAUGAUGUAAAAACAAAUAUUUUUACAAUGUCAAGAGAAUCCAAUAUUGAAUAUAAUAUUCAUUCAAUGACUUUUUUAAAAAAUACAAUCAAUUCAGAAGACCUAAUUAAAUGUUAUGCAUAUAUAAUGGACUCUAACAUUGGCAUGCGAGCUAACACAUUAUAUGAUUAUUAUAAAAUUAAUAAAAUUAUAUCUAAAUUAAGUAUAGACAUAGGUAAUGAAAAAGACAAAAUAUCUUCCGAAGCCGAUAUUUUGUCUAAUCAGUUAGAUAAGGAAUCAUGUUUUGUUGGUCCAAAUACUAAAAUAAUGGAAAAAACGUCUAUAAAAAAUAGUAGUAUAGGUGCACGAUGUACAAUUAAUUCAAAAACAAGAUUAACUGACUGUAUUUUGAUGAAUGGAGUCAUAAUUGAAGAGAGAUGUGUACUUCAUAAUUGUAUAAUAUGUCAUGAUGCUAUCAUCAGUGCUGGAUGUGAGCUUAAAGAUUGUUUAAUUAGUGGAAACUUUAAAGUCCCUCCUGGAGGGAAACAUUACAAUGAAGUUCUUACUGCUAUGGACAGAUUAAUGGAAAUCUAAGUUUAACACAACUAUUUGAUUAUGUAUAUAUGUGUGUAUUUAUAAAUACAUUAAUUUAUAUUAAAUUUACAUUAA
Daktulosphaira vitifoliae (grape phylloxera) is the source of this 1638-nucleotide messenger RNA. RefSeq names its product translation initiation factor eIF-2B subunit gamma (gene eIF2Bgamma). The transcript is spliced from 8 exons. Gene Ontology annotation, cellular component: guanyl-nucleotide exchange factor complex; eukaryotic translation initiation factor 2B complex. Gene Ontology annotation, biological process: cytoplasmic translational initiation; biosynthetic process. Gene Ontology annotation, molecular function: translation initiation factor activity; guanyl-nucleotide exchange factor activity. NCBI's taxonomy places the organism in Eukaryota, Metazoa, Arthropoda, Insecta, Hemiptera, Phylloxeridae. The record is from RefSeq and is a predicted model, not a curated record. The coding region runs from base 202 to 1563 and encodes 453 amino acids.